CAGGAACAUUUUUCUUUUCUUUCUUGUAAUUUUCUGACUGUGAAGUUCUUAUGUUUAUUAACAGGCAAGGAUCUUUUGAUGAUGAAAAGAAAGAGAUUGUGAUGGUCUCAACAGAGGAAGCUUAUGGUAUGGCAAUGAAAAGCAUGUUGAGAUGGGUUAAGAAAAAUAUGGACCCCAAGAAAACUAGAGUCUUUUUCACUAGCAUGUCACCUUCUCAUGGAAAGAGUGUCGACUGGGGAGGAGAACCAAACGGCAAUUGCUACAACGAGACAAGCAUGAUAAGAGAUCCCAAUUAUUGGGGCUCGGAUUCUCGUAAAAGCAUAAUGCGGGUGAUCGGUCAAGUGUUUGGGAAAUCGAAGGUCCCCAUUACAUUCCUCAACAUCACCCAGCUGUCGAGCUACCGAAAGGACGCGCACACGUCAAUCUACAAGAAGCAGUGGAACCCGUUGACUCCCGAGCAGCUCGCGAACCCUGCCAGCUAUGCAGACUGCGUGCACUGGUGCCUGCCCGGGCUCCAGGACACGUGGAACGAGCUUUUGUUCGCGAAGCUGUUUUAUCCUUAAAAGGGAAGCCUAGCAAGGAUUGAUGUUUAUAUUUGAUUGCGUUUUUUGUUGGAAAAUAGGCGGGUGAAAAUGGAGGGAAAGGAAAAAUGUGUAUAUUUAAUGUUGUGAGUGAAAUUCAUUCGUUUAUUGCAAGGUUCGCGGAGAAAUGGCGUGGACCGGAUGCACAGGCUUGUCUUUCGGAAUAUUCAAUUUUUCGAGACAUGAGCGUUGAGGUUUUCUAGUCCAUUGCCACUCGGUUGAGGCCACUAGACUCUUUGCUCGGUUACGAUAUUCUACUCAAAACAUAUAUUAUCGACUAAUUUGUAGUAGCAUUCAUUCUAGACAUACUAUUAGUCUACUACAAAUGAAAUAUCCAAACAUGGAAAUUCGGAUUGAGAUCAAAGGAGAUCACAAUAAGCUGCAGAUAGUGAAGCCAUGGCAUUUUUCCUCAAUCCUCCGAGAAGCCCUUUUCUCUCCACUUCUCUUGCUAGCUUUCAUCCUCUUUGUCGUCAUUUCCAACUACUGCACGGACUUUUGCUUCAUGCAUGGUCAAAAAGUUCCCAACAAUACUAAUUAUCCCACUAACCGGACCUUAAUCUUACCGCCCGGCAAGACAAAAUGGGAUGGAAAAUUGCCUUUCGCCAUUGGUGGAAAAAGUAAUGUUAGCGGUUGUGAUGUGUUUAACGGGAAAUGGGUUCGCGAUUAUACGGAGCCAUUGUACCAAGAAUGGGAAUGCCCGUUUAUCGGGCCUCAAUUGACUUGCUUAGAGCACGGCAGGCCCGAAAAAGACUACCGUUAUUGGAGAUGGCAGCCUCAUGGAUGUUCAAUUCCUAGUUUUAAUGCGACAUUAAUGCUUGAAGCUCUUAGAGGAAAAAGAAUGAUGUUUGUUGGUGAUUCUCUUAACCGAGGCCAAUUUACAUCCUUGGUUUGUCUUCUUCAAAGUGACAUACCUCAACAAGCCAAAUCCUUUAAAAUGAUUGGUUCCUUUUUUAUAUUUACAGCCAAGGAAUACGAAGCGAAAAUUGAAUUCUAUUGGGCCCCAUUUCUACUUGAAUCGAACUCGGAUAAUCCGUACAAGCAUAGAGUGUCAAAUAGAAUUAUUCGAAAUAAUUCGAUCGACGUGCAUGGACAGCAUUGGGUAGGAGCAGAUAUACUUGUGUUUAAUACCUAUAUUUGGUGGAUAUCAGGAUUGAAGAUACUAUUGGGAGGUUCAUUUGAAGAUGAAGUUAAAGAAACUGUGGAGGUGCCAAUGGAAGAAUCUUAUGGCAUGGCCAUGAAGAGUUUGGUAAAAUGGGUAGACAAAAAUGUUGAUCCUGAAAGAACCAGAGUUUUCUUCACCACCAUGUCACCCACACAUCAA
Molecule: messenger RNA, 1902 nt
Organism: Striga asiatica
Lineage: Eukaryota; Viridiplantae; Streptophyta; Magnoliopsida; Lamiales; Orobanchaceae
Source: the annotation of a GenBank genome assembly